AUGAAGGUCGAUGAAUCAGGAAGUAAUAGAAAUCUAUCCUGGUUCGAGAGAGGACAGGUACUCAAAAUGAUUUCAUUCAAAUGGAUAAUUAUCUACGGUUCGUUAGCACCAUUUUUUAUUAUGAUUACUCUGCUAUACGUUCUCGGGGUUGCGAGAUAUGUCACCGACUUUGAGGAGAAUACUUGUGAAAUGACGUAUAUGUUUGAGUACCCGCAAUAUGUGAAAAUAUCCUUUAAAAAUGAUAUUGAAGCGAAAUAUCCGCGGUUUGGAUUGUAUGCUUAUGGAGAAGGCAUUCUAACCGAAAAAUUGAGAAGAAUGCAUUUUUCUGGUAUACCAGUUCUUUUCAUACCAGGCAAUGCUGGAUCUCAUGAGCAAGUACGAUCUAUUGCUUCAGUAAGUUUAAGAAAAAGCCGCACAGCUUCCUUCCAUUUUGAUUUUUUUACUGUUUCAUUCAGUAAGGAUUAUUCUGCAUUGUAUGGAGGGGUGCUUAUGGAACAAACAGAGUAUGUCUCACAUUGUAUAAAGACAAUACUAGCGUUGUAUAAGGGAAAAAUAGACAAUAUUGUAUUAAUUGGUCAUUCUAUGGGUGGUAUUGUAGCAAAAGGAGCUCUGUUACUAAUGCCAAAUAUGAAUGCAUCAUUAGCAAAUAUGAUAAUAAAUUUGGCUACUCCUCAUACUCCCUUCUUAGUUUUUGAUAGUACUUUUGCAAAUUAUUAUUAUGAAUUGGAAAGACAUUUGCAUAAACUUAAGGAUGCAGGAGUAAAGGUAGUGUCAAUUGGAGGUGGACCACGUGAUAUACUUGUACCUUCUAUCGCAGCUUUCGAUCGUACGGCGGAUAUAAAUGUUCUUUCCACGAGUGUACCAUGUGUUUGGAAAUCCACGGAUCAUUUAAGUAUUCUAUGGUGUAAACAAUUAGUAUUUGUAAUUGUGCGGUCGCUGUUUGAUUCUGUGAAUCAGUUGGAAAAACCGCCUAAAAUUACAUCAAAUCCUGAUUUAAAAAUGAAGUCCUUAUCUUAUCAUUUCUUAAAACAUACUUCUGGCAAAAAAAUGUAUCAUUAUCCAGACAAAGUUCGAUUUGAAACUGACGCUGAAUGGGUGAGUGUACCUCAACAGUAUGUCUGGAAUAAUAAUGGAAUUAAAAGAUCAUCCGUUAUAUAUCUUGCGGUGGAACUAUUUCAUAAAUCUGACUUCUUAACCAUCGAUGCAAUAAAUUUACAAAGCAAGGAUUGGCUGUUUGUAUGCUCAGCAUUAAAAAAACAAGAACAAAAAAGAAUUUGUGAAUGGGGUUGGAGUUUGACAAAUAAAACAAGAAUUUUACCCGAUCCUUUAUAUCGAUCGAGAAGGAUUGUUGAUUUAAAUCUAAAAGAGAUAAAAUAUCCACACAUUACUCAUGCCAUUGUGAAAUUAACUCCCGAUGAUUUAGAGAAACAACUUACAGUCAAUUUUGAUUCCUAUUUUUACAAUAAUCGAAUGGAAUCUACAAGAAAUAGAUUCUUACAUCCUAAAUAUCUUUUUGGUUUCCGUGGACCCAAUUUAAUUGAGACUGUCAAGGGAAGUAUAAGAUAUUAUAUAACACUUCCCAACAUCAUAGACGCAAUUACAAUCGAGUUCAAAUCACUGAAUUGUAUUAAGCAUCAUGCUAUUGUCGAGUUAAUAGAAUCAUCGAAUAUAGGAUCGACUCAGGUGGAAAUCUUCACGAAUACGGACGAUGGUCCGAAAACGAUGAAAAUGCAGACUCUUUAUGGACGUUCCAAUGAUACAGCAAGUUUAAGAGUGACAUUAGAACCAGAAUGCAUUUAUAUGAUUAAUAUUCAACCUGGAGGAAUCAUCGAUAAAAUUUCGUGUAGAGUACGGGAUCGGUGGCCAUUGCUUUAUACGGCCAUUAUCAGUUUGCUUCUUCUUAUCAUUUCUUUAAGGAUACAUUACAAUUCAGAUGUGCUACCGACAAUAAUCAUUACCAUAAUAUUAUCCUUUGUCUUCAACGUUACUUACGAAACUUGCAUCGCUUUAUGUAUUAUUGGUAUAUCUGCCGUCGGUGUAUGUUUCUCUGUUAUAUUUCUUGGUUCUGUUGCACAUGGAAUAGCUGUCAGGUUCUUAGCACGUGCAAUAGCAUUCUCAGUAACAUGGUCCGACUGGUUAUUGAGUGGUUUAAAUCAGCUGCCAUAUAUUACAACUUUUUUCGUACAAUCUUUAAUUCCAAUAACAUGCGCAGCUCUUAGUAUGCUCAUUUCAGUAUUUCUUCACUUUUUAAAAUUAACAAGGAUGUAUGAAGAUUAUUUAGAAGACAUAUUAUUGGCCCCACUCCAACAUUUCAAUUUAUUUAAACGUUGGAAGAAUGCAAAAAAUGAAGAAGAAAAUGAUCAGUUAAAUACUAGUCAAAAAAAUAUCGGUCAAGAGAUAUACAAUCGUCUUCUCCUAUUUCUAUUAUAUAGUUUUGCUGCAAUCCCAGCAAUUCCAUCUGUCUUAGUUUGGGCAAAAAAUUUCAGCUACGAUAUGAGACUCUCCACAGAAGAUCCUGUCCAUGUAGUAAGUUGGAUAAUAUUGGCUGGGUGCAGUACAUUAGGUAUCGUACAGAUUUCUCCUAAGCACAAAGGAUACCGCUCGCUUAUAUUAAGUAAUAUAUUACGUUUCACGAGUUGGGUUAUUCUUUCUAUGACUGCAGCUCCGCGUCCAUCCUUUUACCAGUGGUGUAUGCCACCCAUUAUUGCCACAGUAGUAACGCUCAUCGCACUAAAUUCUAUGAUUCCUUAA
Molecule: messenger RNA, 2751 nt
Organism: Atta colombica
Lineage: Eukaryota; Metazoa; Arthropoda; Insecta; Hymenoptera; Formicidae
Gene: PGAP1
Product: GPI inositol-deacylase
Exons: 11
Coding region: 1-2751 (916 amino acids)
Biological process (GO): GPI anchor metabolic process; endoplasmic reticulum to Golgi vesicle-mediated transport
Cellular component (GO): endoplasmic reticulum
Molecular function (GO): phosphatidylinositol deacylase activity
Source: RefSeq, a predicted model, not a curated record